Physeter macrocephalus (sperm whale) is the source of this 5686-nucleotide messenger RNA. It is a transcript of the gene CCNT2, whose product is annotated as cyclin T2. The record is from RefSeq and is a predicted model, not a curated record. Gene Ontology annotation, cellular component: cyclin/CDK positive transcription elongation factor complex; nucleus. The transcript has 10 exons. Gene Ontology annotation, molecular function: cyclin-dependent protein serine/threonine kinase activator activity. Bases 1313 to 3280 code for a protein of 655 amino acids. Gene Ontology annotation, biological process: regulation of transcription by RNA polymerase II; positive regulation of DNA-templated transcription, elongation. Lineage: Eukaryota; Metazoa; Chordata; Mammalia; Artiodactyla; Physeteridae.
GGCCUAGCCGCUCCGCGGCAUGUGGGAUCUUCCCGGACCGGGGCAUGAACCUGUGUCCCCUGCAUCGGCAGGUGGACUCUCAACCACUGCGCCACCAGGGAAGCCCAAGCCAGCUCUUUUUUAAAUGUAACUAGAUGUUCCAAAUAACAUCCAACCUGAAGAUUUUUUUUAAUUCUCAACAUAAAAUUUCUUACGUUGACAGUAUUACACUCACACAUAAUUAUAUGGGUAGGAAAACAGCUAAAAUGCCAGAGUGAGUUAAUGACAUUUUCUGUAACACUGAAAUGCCACUCUUUUCAGUGCAGUAAGAUUAAGGGUUUAAACCCCUUUUUAACAUUGUACUGGAAUUUUGGUUUAAUUUGUUGAAGCUUGGUGAUCUUUCUUAGUAACAAGUGGACAUUUUGACCUAUUCUGUUUUCUUCUUUGUUGGGGGGCUGUUUUUCUUUAUAUCUAAGUUUUUACUUUACUUUUCCUGUUUUGGGAUCCUCUUUCUGUGAGUCUUUGCUGAAGUUAUACCAUUACCACUUUUCCUUAACUAUAGCCACAGGCAAGUGAGUUCCAAAUUCAGACUGUGGUACCUAGAACUAGCUGGAUAUUUAUUAAUGAAGCGUCUUCAAGGCACAGAAAUCGUUUCUCCUAUUCUUAGGGGACAGGAAGUGUUGGGGCAGUUAAGGGACAAGGCAGAAAUGGCCUCACCAGCCUAUAGGACCUAAAGAGGAAACCUAGGAAAAGAUUAGAAAAAGCUUGUUGUUGAUGUAUUAGCAAAUAAAAAGCAGACUUGGAGGUCUUUGCUUCUGUUAGGGCUUUUUUGCAUUAGGAGAUUUAAAGUUGAAGAGUAAUAAAACAGCUAUGGCUAGUUCUUAAAUAAAAAUGUAUAUACUAAAAGAAUAAAGACCAGAAUGAUUUAUUUGAAACUGAUUUUGAUGUAGCCAUUUUCAGUGACUUAGAAAUCACCCAAGCUUUUUGUUAAUGCAAACUGACCUUGCCUCCAACUAUCAAGGUUGAAGCCAGCAAUGGAAAGUGAAGAAUGUCAGCAGUGAGGGCAUCAUGAGCAGAAGGGGGAGACAGCAGCCAGGAAUGGGCAGGAGGAGAAAGAUGGAGAAGGAAGGGAGUCAGAUCAAGAGAUGCGGAAACUGAGCCACAAAGAGAAUAAGUAAUUUGCCUAGGCUAGUCAGAUAACAGAGCCAGGAUUCCACUGAGGCAGUCUGACUACUGUGCUACAGCUGGCUUCAUCACCUCUACCUCCCCCUCUCCAUCAUUUGUAUGCCCUGAUGGAGUAAGAUGUUUGCAGGCAGUAGAGGAGGAAAUGUGAAUGGAGAUAAUAUCACCUACUGCAUUAUUUUUGGCUGCAAAAGUAGAAGAACAGGCUCGAAAACUUGAACAUGUUAUCAAAGUAGCACAUGCUUGUCUUCAUCCCCUAGAGCCACUGCUGGAUACUAAAUGUGAUGCUUACCUUCAGCAGACUCAAGAACUGGUUUUACUUGAAACCAUAAUGCUACAAACCCUAGGUUUUGAGAUCACCAUUGAACACCCACACACAGAUGUGGUGAAAUGUACCCAGUUAGUAAGAGCAAGCAAGGAUUUGGCACAGACAUCCUAUUUCAUGGCUACCAACAGUCUGCAUCUUACAACCUUCUGUCUUCAGUAUAAACCAACAGUGAUAGCAUGUGUAUGCAUUCAUUUGGCUUGCAAAUGGUCCAAUUGGGAGAUUCCCGUGUCAACUGAUGGAAAACAUUGGUGGGAAUAUGUGGAUCCUACAGUUACUCUGGAAUUACUAGAUGAGCUAACACAUGAGUUUCUACAAAUAUUGGAGAAAACACCUAGUAGGUUGAAGAGGAUUCGGAACUGGAGGGCUAAUCAGGCGGCUAAGAAACCAAAAGUAGAUGGACAAGUAUCAGAAACACCACUUCUUGGUUCAUCUUUGGUCCAGAAUUCCAUUUUAGUAGAUAGUGUUACUGGUGUGCCUACCAACCCGAGUUUUCAGAAACCAUCUACAUCAACAUUCCCUGCACCAGUACCUCUAAAUUCAGGAAAUAUUUCUGUUCAAGACAGCCAUGCAUCUGAUAAUUUGUCAGUGCUAGCAACAGGAAUGCCAAGUACCUCAUAUGGUUUGUCAUCACACCAAGAAUGGCCUCAACAUCAAGAGUCGGCAAGGACAGAACAGAUAUAUUCACAGAAACAGGACACAUCUUUGUCUGGUAGCCAGUACAGCAUCAACUUCCAGCAGGGACCUUCUGUAUCACUGCAUUCAGGAUUACAUCACAGACCUGACAAAAUUUCUGACCAUUCUUCUAUUAAGCAAGAUUAUACUCAUAAAGCAGGAAGCAGUAAACACCAUGGGCCAAGCUCUGCUACUCCUGGAGUAAUUCCUCAGAAAAUGUCUUUAGAUAAAUAUAGAGAAAAACGUAAGCUAGAAACCCUUGAUCUGGAUGCAAGGGAUCAUUAUAUAGCUGCCCAGGUAGAACAGCAACACAAACAUGUACAGUCCCAGGCAGCCAGCAGCAGUUCUGUAACCUCUCCCAUUAAAAUGAAAAUUCCCAUUACAAAUGCUGAAAAACCUGAAAAAUAUAUGGCAGAUAAGAAGGAAAAGAGUGGAUCGCUGAAAUUACGGAUUCCAAUACCACCCACUGAUAAAAGUGUCAGUAAAGAAGAACUGAAAAUGAAGAUAAAAGUUUCUUCCUCAGAAAGACACAGCUCUUCUGACGAAGGCAGCGGGAAGAGCAAGCACUCAAGCCCGCAUGUUAGCAGGGACCACAAGGAGAGGCACAAGGAGCACCCUCCCAGCCGCCACCACCCCAGCGGCCACAGGUACUCGCACUCGUGCGGGGGCAGCAGCAGUGCUGGCAGCAAGCACAGUGCUGAUGGGGCACCACCCACUGUUCUCAGGAGUCCUGCUGGCCUGAGCAGUGAUGGCAUUUCCUCUAGUUCCAGCUCUUCGAGGAAGAAGCUGCAUAUCAAUGAUGCAUCUCACAACCAUCACUCCAAAAUGAGCAAAAGUUCCAAAAGUUCAGGUAGUUCAUCUAGUUCUUCCUCCUCUGUUAAGCAGUAUGUAUCCUCUCACAACUCUGUUUUUAACCAUCCCUUACCCCCUCCUCCCCCUGUCACAUACCAGGUGGGCUACGGACAUCUCAGCACCCUCGUGAAACUGGACAAGAAGCCAGUGGAGACCAACGGUCCUGAUGUCAAUCACGAGUACAGUACAAACAGCCAGCAUAUGGACUACAAAGACACAUUCGACAUGCUGGACUCGCUGUUAAGUGCCCAAGGAAUGAACAUGUAAUCAUUUGUUUAGGUCAAUUUUUCCUUUACUUUUUUAAUUUAAAAAUUGUUAGAAUGGAAAACUUCCUCCUGAUCUAGCAGUGGUAACACCUGCUGUUACUGCCACUGCUUCAAUAUUUGUAAGUGCUGCUUUAUUCUUCAUUCUGAAAAGAAGAGAUUAUAGUAAACAAGUCUUUAUCUCCACAUAUGAUAGUGUUAUAAAUACUGUAAAAGCAUGGAAGGUGCAAAACUCAGUAUUUCUACAAUUGCAGCUAAGAACAUUAGGGUGAAUGGCUGGCUGCUUCUAGGAAUAUAAGAUGCCUCAAGCAUUCGUUUAUUUAUAAUUUGAAUACUGUAGCUAUUUUUUGUUGUUGCUUGGCUUUUGAAUGAGUGUAAAUUGUUUUCUUUUGUGUAUUUAUACUCGUAUGUAUGAUUUGCAUGUUUCAAUGAUAAAGGGAUAAAACAGUAUACUGACAACUGUUUACAAGAAAGUGGAGAAAAAUGUACAUACAUUUUUGUAUGUUUAGAUAUUACCAUAAAUACUCAGGAUUGGAGCUGCUUGUAAGUAUAACAAUAUACAGAAUAACUUUAUUUUAUCUUGUCAGAGUCCAUCACUAAUCUAAAACAAAGGUGGCACUUUUUCAUGUUAACCUUAAACUCUAGGCCUUACUGGAAGCCACUGAAGGGGGACACUUCACUACCAGAUGGGUAUGCAGUGCCACAGAUGGUCAUGUACACUGUGAGGCCCUGAUUCUGCCUUCAGAGGUUCUGACCAGAUUGGCUGCUGAAAUAGCCCCUAAUUUUCUGAAGGCUUGAAGAGGAAAAAAUAAAGUUUACAUACUCUUGAUGUGAAGUGCAUUUAAGUGUUUGUUGGCUUGUUGCAGUACUAUAAACACAGAGCUGUUAAUAAUGGUUAUGUAGAUUACUGUGAUUUGAAAACUAAAUUCACAAAAACUUACAUUAGUGAAGAAUUAGUAAGUCUUUUUCUUAAAUAGAGAACUUUAACACUACGUAUUUUAACAGUAAACAGGAAUCGCUUUUCCUUUAGCAUUCAGAAGGACACCAUGUCCUUAAACAUACUCCUCCCCUGAAGCGUGAUUGUGUGUGAUGCCAUAUUUCUUUUUCAGGUAAAUGCAGUCUUCCUUAUAAAAAUGAAAUUAAACUUACUGCUCUUUCAGUUCUUUUAUAUUCUAACAAUAAAUAAAACAAAAAGAUCACUGACUGUGCAUUGUACCUGUAUUUAUAGCUUAUGGUUGUUAACAGGAAGCUCACUGAGAAAAAAAAAGGUAAGCCUCCAGGUAAACAGCUAGUGGAGGUUUUACAUUUGUUUGCACAUCUCAGUAUAUUCCUGUUGAAGUCGAGUUUGCACAGUCUUCUGACUACGGAACAAAUGAUAGACUUUAACUUGUUUAAAAUUUGUCUUAAAUGCCGGUAACAUGGCUCUGGUUUAUCAGCUAAUCUUCAAUUCUGUGGUAAAUCUUUGGGCUGUUGAGUAUCUUUGAGAUAGGUUGAAUUCAACUUCUGUUGAAUUGAAAACUGUCUUAAUUUUUCCUCUAUGUAUAUGAAUUAUUUUUGUUACAAAGCCACUGAUAUGUGCACAAUUGUAAUUUUACUCAAGUAUGUUGCAGUUGUAAAUAUUAGAGAGUUUAAUCUCGUGCUCUACUCUUAUUUAGCAAUUACCUGAUUUGCCAGUAGCUUUAUAAUUUUUUUUUAAAGAUAAUUGUUCAUUAUUUUGUCAAUGUUAUUUGAACUUAGGAUACUGGAUACUAGGAUCCUCUUUCUAGGGACUUUGCCUAGCUAGCAUGUCCUAACUUUGUUCUUGUCUGGCAUAACUUUAGUAAUCUUUGUCAUUACAUGUAACUUUGUUACUCUGUAUGGCAUAUUAUUGUAUCCAUAAACAUGGUAAUUUUGAUACAGUUAUACUUUUACAGUGGUACAUAAUCCAAGGACUAGUAUAGAAUUAAGAUGAGUGCAAGAUGAGGGAGGGAAGGGUUUUGUUCUUGGUAAUUUAGAUGUGAAACCUCUAAGGAGCUAUCAUGUGAAAUGACGUAGGGUGGUUGUGCUACUGUAUAAUUGGGGUGAUAAUACCAGGAAUUUUAAUAAGAUUUUGUAAAGAAUAUCCAGAAAAGUAGUGAACUUAUUUUCAGUAUGACAUAGAAAACAAUGUGAAUAUUUAAGGUCUGUGACUAUACUUCACUAAGAAUUUGCAGAAUUGUUUUGAGAUGUGAGAAUAAAGGUAAUUUUGUUGAAUCUUUAUUGGUGCUAAUGAUGGACAGUUAAAAGGGUAGCUAGUGUAUAUUGUUAUGGGUCAGUACUUAUUAGUACUUCCAAAAUUGAAUUUGAAAUGCUAUGUAUUCACUUUUCACUCUGUAAAUGUAAUUCUUUACAAUGACUUUAUUUAUUAAAGGGCAGCCAGUUGUAAUUUUUA